AUGGUGACACCAACAGAUGUCACUUCUGGUAGGUCUACAGGUACCAAAAAUACCUCCAACUCUGGGACAGAUCACACCCAUCCUUUCUAUCUUCAUGCUUUAGAUUAUUCAGGAAUGAAUCUUAUCAACUCACCCUUUAAUGGGAAAGGUUAUGAUGGAUGGAGCAGAUCAAUCUUGAUAGCUCUUUCAGCAAAAAAUAAGAUUGGGUUCAUCGAUGCUGACAGUGUUAUCUACUCCAAGACAGCCAAGGAUUUGUGGAAAGAACUUGAGGACAGAUUUGGCCAGUCCAAUGGAGUACAACUUUAUCACCUACAACAAAAAAAGUUAAGUGACUUGGUGCAGGGUUCAAAUGACAUUGCUGGCUAUUUCACAAAGAUCAAAAGUCUUUGGGAGGAGCUUGAUGCUUUGAACAGUUCUGUCAACUGCUUAUGUGACUGCCAAUGUGAUGGAAAAGAAAAAAUGGCUAAGUCUAUUCAAGAUGAGAGAAUGAUCCAAUUUCUAAUGGGUUUGAAUGAUGUUUAUGCUGCUAGAAAGAGUAACAUAUUAAUGCUCUCACCUUUAUCCUCGGUGAAUCAUGCUUAUUCACUCCUAAUGCAAGAUGAAAAGCAAAGAGAGGUGUAUAUGAGCAUACACUAUUCAAGAAAUUCUGUUUCUUUCUUGGCCACAAAUCAGAACACCCUUGGUCAAAGAUCUGGAUAUUAUAACGCUAAGGAAAAGAAAAUCAAUGUGAUCUGUUCUCAUUAUAAGAAACCUGGGCAUUCUAUGGAUAAAUGCUAUAAGAUAAUAGAUUUUUCAAAUGAUUUCAAGUUUACCAAGGCAAAGAGGUUCCAGGAAAGUGUGAAGAGAAAUGCUGCUUACAUAAAAGGAACACAAGGACAAAAUUAA
Solanum dulcamara is the source of this 885-nucleotide messenger RNA. RefSeq lists its product as uncharacterized. Lineage: Eukaryota; Viridiplantae; Streptophyta; Magnoliopsida; Solanales; Solanaceae. The record is from RefSeq and is a predicted model, not a curated record. The transcript is spliced from 2 exons. Bases 1 to 885 code for a protein of 294 amino acids.